Molecule: messenger RNA, 1608 nt
Organism: Esox lucius (northern pike)
Lineage: Eukaryota; Metazoa; Chordata; Actinopteri; Esociformes; Esocidae
Exons: 3
Coding region: 454-1608 (384 amino acids)
Source: RefSeq, a predicted model, not a curated record
UUUUACAAACAGAAGUUUUACAUUUUUAAAUUGUAUUCUGAACAGGUUUAGGAAGUACAUCGACCAACAACGCAUUUCGUCAAUAACUAGUGAGCUUUCCUGCCGUAGGUACAGUAGCCAGCUAUAGUAACGUGAAAUCACCCACUUAACUGUAACUGGACACUGAAACCAAGGUUUUGACUGAAGCUAUUCAACCAGCAGCGGUUAACUAGCUAUCCUGCUAAUUCAUUCAAAAUGCUUGCAGCUUCCCCCUUCAUGACAACUAUUUCAAGGAAAGAAUGGCAAAUGUGUAGGAGGCUAGUUAGUUGAUCUGGGAAGCCAAGAUUUGUGCCAAUUUAACAAGUGUAGCCUGCCCUUUUAAGCCUCUGAUCCUCUUAGUGGGAUGCCACGUGUUUCUGGGCUGCGUCGGGCAAUUGUGGACACACUGAAUAGAGGACACUAAACAUUUUAUGAAUGGCUUGGAAUUCCCCAAGAGGUCAGGGCAGCAAGCCUCGGGCAUGGUAUCAAAGAUCGUAUGUGCCCAGGAAGCCCUUGCUCCAAAGCAACCUGUCCGGAGAGAAUGAAGCGGAGAACAAGUCACUAGACCUUCUUUCAGUCAAUGUGGAAAGGCCUUCCCUUUUGAGUGGUUCCAGUGAGGCUCUGUCCUCUAGGGAGAGACAGAGGGAUGUUGCAGAAAGGUGGCCCACUGAUUCGUAUCGGGGCUGUGAAGAAAAUAAAUCAGGGGUCGAUCUGACUGGCAGCGAUGUCCGCGUUCGAACUGGGUCACGGGGAUGUGGGUCAUUGAGCUCUGGUCAUCCCUGUGGCCCAGCUGUGGAUUGGGUUGAUGUUGGCGGUUGGUGUGGAAAAGGGGACAGGGGACCUCAACAAAAAGUGAAGGGAGAAUGUGUCACUUUUGUCCCAAGAUGCAGUGGUUCGACAGCUAGUCUCUACCCCGAGGUCCCCGCUUGGCUAAACAAGCGCCCGGGUGAGCCUGACAGUGUCUCCAGUGCAGAAGUGGUUUGUCCAAAGCAGACUGGAAAUGUGUCAGGCUUCCAGAAUCUACUGGAGUCCUCCAGGACAUCUGCAUGCUUGCAUAGGUCUAUGUUGGACCUGGAGAUGGGCGUAUCAUUUGUGGAUCGAGGCCUACUGCCCCGGGGAAGGAAUACCUUUGGAGACGUGGCCUUGUCACCUCUGGAUCUAGAACCUCCUUUAUACAACAAACAACCCAGCCUCAUGUCCUCCAUGUCCUGCGGUGUAAAAAUGUCAUGCUCCGUCACUCAGCCUCACAGAGGGGGCGGGGAGUGUUGGAACGGCAAGGCGGGUUCCUUGACAGGUCUGUAUUCGGGCAACUGGGGGAAUCAGUUCUCCGGACCAUAUCCUCGUACUGAAAUUGCAAGGAAUGCUGGACAACAGUCGCCAAACCUUCUUUCAUCAGGCGUAUCAAUGGUGGCGGACGUUGAGCCAGGGUUGAAAGACGAGUGGGAGGCAGACGGGAAGACUGACUUUUUAGAUUUCACCCCGUGCGGCUCUGAUUUCCUAAGUGAUGGGUGUUUUUUACCGGCAAGCCUUUCUCGGCGUAGCUUCUGUGGCAGACAGAAGACCACAGGGGGGUUUUCAUCCCGCCUCUGA